This is a messenger RNA of Tetranychus urticae (two-spotted spider mite), 2747 nucleotides long. RefSeq names its product UDP-N-acetylglucosamine pyrophosphorylase mmy (gene mmy). The record is from RefSeq and is a predicted model, not a curated record. Gene Ontology annotation, molecular function: UDP-N-acetylglucosamine diphosphorylase activity. Gene Ontology annotation, biological process: UDP-N-acetylglucosamine biosynthetic process. Lineage: Eukaryota; Metazoa; Arthropoda; Arachnida; Trombidiformes; Tetranychidae.
UUUUUCAAUGCAGUCGCAAUCAUUAUGUAUAUUUUCAGCAUGGAAACCAAUAUUUAAUAAGUUUAAUUAUUUUUCUUUUGUAUUGUUAAUCAAGUCUAAAUUAAUUGGAUGGCCUUACAAGUAAACCUUACCGUUCAACCUACAGUAAACUUUGGCUGGAUCAAGAAAAAUAGUUACAGUGUUUCCUGGUUAUGUGUUGAAGAUAGUCAAGUCGAUAACCGGUAAUAGGGUUAUAAUACACACACAAAAAAGAGAUCAUUAUGAAUGAAAUAAUUGUCCAUUUAAAGGAAAGAUUUAAAGGUGUUGGUUUUUGUCUAAUCAAUUGUAAACCAGUUUGUAUUAGUAUUACGCUUCUAUUACCAUUAACAUCACAAUUACGCUCAAAAGUACAAACACAACAACUACCAGUACCGCCAACACUAUCCGGACAUCACAGCUUCUAUUCUACUCAAUUGUUUGGUUGUUUCGUAUCUUUUUUUCAAUCUCAUCAUCGCCAUCACCUUCAAUAAAAUCAACGUCUACUAAUUAUGUUUUUUGUUUUCUUUAACGACGUUUCAUCCCAUCAUUUCAUUCCUCCCUUUCUGAUGAUGUGGCAAACCUCCUUAAACUCAAAUUUCUAUUUAUGCUAACCACUGGCCUCCUUUAAAGUUAGUGUCAUUACAACUAACAACUAGUCAAGUUAAGCCCAAAGCGAGAAAUCAUCUUUAUCUGUAACAAUCUGUUCCACUCUCUAUCUUCGCUCUCUUUCUCUCUCUCUUAUCACUCUCGCUCUUGUUUUCCCUUUAUCUUUCUCUCCCUCCCCUCUCUUACUCUCACAAUUACUCACACUUUUUAAUUUCUCAUUAUUCUACAAUUGGAUUAUUCACUCACUAUCCAUCUCCCGCUUCUUUUCUCUUUCAUUUUAAUCCGCCCAAUCAUCAACAUCAUCAUUCGUCAUCUUACCUGAUCAUUCAGCUCUCGAUAUUUCAUUCCCUCAUAACCGCCAUCAAUAUCAACAUCACCAGCGCAACCCUAUCUUUACCCUGCUCCUUUUACAACAUCAUCAUCUUGGAGAAGUAAACAUCUUAGAAAAAGUAGUCGUCAAAAGCGAGAACAGCGAGAAUUGUCUUAGAUCUAAUUCACCAGGAGAUGACAAUAUGUCGGACUUAAAUGUUAAAGAAAUCGCUUCUUUAUUGGAGAAACACGAACAAUCUCAUUUACUCCAGUUUUGGGACCAGUUGACAGAUGAGCAAAAAAUUCAGCUCUAUGAUGACAUAAAAUCAAUUGAUUUUGAUGAUGUCAUUUCUACAUUCCGUGAAUCAACUGAGGAUAAAUCAGCUAACAAACAAAUUGAAGAUGAUUUGUUGGAACCACCUGGAGAUUCGAUUCAUUCAGGUGUUCCUAAAUGUUCCCCGGACGAAUUGGAAAAACUUCGAGAGAGAGGUCUGCAAGAGAUAUCAGAAGGAAAUGUAGCUGUCUUGUUGAUGGCCGGUGGUCAAGGAACCAGACUUGGAGUUGAUUAUCCUAAAGGAAUGUACAGUGUUGGCCUGCCUUCUGGAAAAAGCUUAUAUCAAUUGCAAGGAGAACGAAUUCGUCGAGUAGAGGAAUUAGCUUCUCAAAAAUGGGGUAAAAAAUCAUCCAUACCCUGGUACAUAAUGACAAGUGAACAUACCAAAACAGCAACGGAAGAAUUUUUUGCUUCCAAUAAUUACUUUGGCCUUUCUCGCGAUAAUGUGAUUAUCUUUGAACAAGGGACUCUGCCUUGUUUUACCUUUGAUGGUAAGAUUAUUAUGGAUAAGCCUUACAAAAUUGCUCGUUCCCCUGAUGGUAAUGGUGGACUAUAUCGAUCCCUUGAUGAAACUGGCGUUCUUCUGGAUAUGGAUAAACGCGGUAUAAAAUAUACCCAUGUUUACGGUGUAGACAAUAUUCUUGUUAAAUUGGCUGAUCCUACUUUCAUUGGAUACUGUGUAACCAAGAAAGCAGCUGCCGGCGCUAAAGUAGUUGAAAAAUCUUCUCCAACUGAAGCUGUCGGAAUUAUCUGUAAGGUCCAAGGAAAAUUUAAGGUUGUCGAGUAUAGUGAAGUGUCCUCUGCUAUCGCCGAGAAACGAAACCCUGAUGGAUUAUUAACCUUCCGUUGUGGAAGCAUUUGUAACCACUUUUUCACUGUUGAGUUUCUCAAAGAAGUUUCCAGGAAAAAACUUACUCAUCAUGUUGCUCGUAAAAAGAUUCCUUACAUAAAUUCAGAAGGAGUUGUUAUCAGACCAGAUAAGCCAAAUGGUAUCAAACUGGAAAAAUUUGUCUUCGAUGUAUUCGAAUUCACUCAAGAUUUAGCCAUUUGGGAAGUUAUAAGGGACGAAGAGUUUUCGCCCUUAAAAAACAAUGAAUCGGCUUCAACUGAUAAUGCCAAGACUGCUCGGGAAUCAAUUUACAAUUUGCAUAAAAAGUAUUGUCAAAAGGCUGGUGGUAUAAUUGCUGUAGAUGAUGGUGACCAAUGUGAUAACAAUCAAACCUUUAUCUGUGAAAUCUCUCCCCUUGUCAGUUACGGAGGUGAAAAUCUUGAACCUUAUGUCAAAGGAAAGACGCUUAAAUCACCAUUGAUCAUUGAAAAGGAUAAUAAACUGUCAUCCAUUACAAUUGUUAACACUUUUACACAAUAUUAUAACAAAGGUGAAAUACAUUCACCCGUGUUACAACAAUGCAUUUUAUAAACAACAAAUAUUAUUAUUCCUUAUAAUUAUUAAACAAGUAUCAAUUAUUUUAUGUAAAAA